CGAUAUCAUUUAAUCGAAAAAUAGCGUCAAUAAUUGGAAAUCUUCUUAGAUCACUCACUCUGAGAUUUUAUCAAUGGCGACGGAAAGGCAGAAACCAGCAUCUGAGGAAGUAAAGACCGAUCUAUUUGAAGAUGAUGACGAGUUUGAGGAGUUUGAAAUUGAUCGAGAUUGGGACGAGCAAGAUGAAGGCGAAGAAAUGAGUCAGCAGUGGGAAGAUGACUGGGAUGAUGAUGAUGUGAACGAUGAUUUCUCGGUGCAGCUGAGGAAGGAAUUGGAGAGGAAUGAGGCUAAGUCCACAUGAACCCUCUUGUUAGCAUUGUCUGUCUUGGAUCAGAUGUUGUGAAUUGUUUACUGCAUUUGCCUAUGAUUAUCUGUUUGCUUUUUGCUUCAUAAUAUAUGCUUAGUUCGAACAUAA
Molecule: messenger RNA, 415 nt
Organism: Salvia miltiorrhiza (redroot sage)
Lineage: Eukaryota; Viridiplantae; Streptophyta; Magnoliopsida; Lamiales; Lamiaceae
Product: protein DELETION OF SUV3 SUPPRESSOR 1(I)-like
Exons: 3
Coding region: 74-301 (75 amino acids)
Biological process (GO): proteasome assembly; mRNA export from nucleus; double-strand break repair via homologous recombination
Cellular component (GO): proteasome regulatory particle, lid subcomplex; proteasome complex
Source: RefSeq, a predicted model, not a curated record